Molecule: messenger RNA, 1152 nt
Organism: Ostrea edulis (European flat oyster)
Lineage: Eukaryota; Metazoa; Mollusca; Bivalvia; Ostreida; Ostreidae
Exons: 2
Coding region: 84-1142 (352 amino acids)
Source: RefSeq, a predicted model, not a curated record
UGACGGGGAGUUGGGGGGGGGGGUGUGGUCGUGUGCUACUUACAAAUAACAACAGCAACACUACUUAAACAAAGACACGCUGCAUGGUGAGGGCGGGGCCACAAGCACAAAGAAACAUAUUGUCAUUGUUAUUUUUAGUCCUCUCUUCCAGAUCGACCAGAAUGGGGGUUUGCAAAUUAAUUAGCGAGAGGAUGACAACUCGGAUGUUUUGGAAAUGUGUUGGAGUUCUUCUGGCUUUGACCUUUGCCAUUUUUUACCUGAGCAAAUAUAAGCAGAACUCUAGAAUAUCUCCAGUACCAGUUACCACGUGUGAUCACCUAACAAAUAUCUUCAAAACAAAGAAGACCCAGAUUACGAAACCAGAUUUACCACAAGUCACACCAAUCUUUCCUGAGAUGAAAACCGAUAAAUGCAUAGAAACCGUCAAAUGGAAAUUUCUCGAAAAUUUUUCACACGAGGAAGAAAAUGGUUUCAAACACUGUAUUCGGAAAAAUGAACAUCCAGAGGAGCUAUUUAGGUCUUAUUUUGAACGUUUAAACCCAAAUAUUACAUCUGAAUAUUUCUCCUUCCUUAAAGAAACACCCGAUGUUGUAGUCGUUGAAAUCGGAGGAUACACUGGACAACUUUUAAAGAAACUGGUACCCAUAACUGGUGCCAAGGCUUAUGCUGUUGUGGAACCAGUUCCUUCUUUUUUUGACAAGUUAAACAUGCACAUUGAUAUGUUGAAUCUGUAUUCAGUAGUGAAAACUUAUAACUUUGGGUUAGGGAAAACUUACGAAGAAAUGUCUGUGAAAAUUCAAGGAGUUGGAACUUCCAUUUUUCAUAUUUUGCUAUCGGGAAAAACCGAAACGAUUAAGAUCGUAAAUGUCGUGGACUUCUUCAUACAAAUAGGGGUGGGGUGUAAUACUGUGGAUCUGCUGACUAUCAACUGUGAGGGUUGUGAGUUCGACGUUUUGGAGACAUUACUAUCCACAACUCUUAUUGAAAAGUUUGAUCACAUUCAAUUUCAGCCACACCAUACUGUUUCGGUUCCUGGGAAUUACAUCUGUCGCCAUUGUCGAUUACGUCAGCUUCUGGCGCGAACACAUACUAUAGAGUACGAAUAUCCACACAUCUGGGAAGCAUGGAGGAGAAAUAAAUAAAUUAGGAGCC